UUCUACUUCAACAUUCCCUCAUCCAUCCGCCGAAUCAGCACUUUGGACGCCAAUUGACGCCCAUCAUGUCUGUCAGAACUCUUAGAAUCGGCCUCAUCCCCGGUGACGGCAUCGGCAAGGAGGUCAUCCCCGCCGGCCGCCGCGUCCUCGAGGCCCUCCCCUCCUACCUCGGCCUCAAGUUCGAGUUCACCGACCUCAAGGCCGGCUUCGAGACCUUCGAGCAGACGGGCGCCGCCCUCCCCGACAAGACGGUUGAGAUCCUCAAGAAGGAGUGCGAUGGCGCCCUGUUCGGCGCCGUCUCCUCCCCGACCACCCCCAAGCUCGACCUCUACGCCAACGUCCGCCCCGUCAAGACCGUCCUGACCGCCGCCAAGCCCAUCGACAUGGUCAUUGUCCGCGAGAACACCGAGGACCUCUACGUCAAGGAGGAGAAGACAUACGACGGCCCCAACGGCAAGGUCGCCGAGGCCAUCAAGCGCAUCUCCGAAAACGCCUCCCACCGCAUCGCCGCCAUGGCCGGCGAGAUCGCCCUCCGCCGCCAAAAGAUCCGCGACGCCGGCGCCGCCAGCAUCCACUCUCGCCCCCUCGUCACAAUCACCCACAAGUCCAAUGUCCUCUCCCAGACCGACGGCCUCUUCCGCGCCACCUCCAAGGCCGCCCUCGCCGACCCCCGCUUCGCCGGCAAGGUUUCCGUCGAGGAGCAGAUUGUCGACUCCAUGGUCUACAAGCUUUUCCGCCAGCCUGAGGACUACGACGUCAUCGUCGCACCCAACCUGUACGGCGACAUCCUCUCCGACGGCGCCGCUGCCCUCGUCGGCUCUCUCGGUCUUGUGCCCAGCGCCAACGUCGGCGAGGGCUUCGCCAUCGGCGAGCCCUGCCACGGCAGCGCCCCGGAUAUCCAGUUCCAGAACAUUGCCAACCCCAUUGCCACCAUCCGUUCCGCUGCCCUCAUGCUCGAGUUCCUCAACGAGGAGACCGCUGCCGCCAAGAUCUACGCCGCCGUCGAUGCCAACCUCGAGGAGGGCAAGCUUCUCAGCCCUGACUUGGGCGGUACCGCCAAGACCACUGAGGUCAUUGAGGACAUUCUCCGCAGACUGUAAGGUGGUGGUGUGAUAGUAUUGGAUUUUAUUUUAUUUUGAGAGGCUAAAGUCGUGAGGACUGGAUAUGGCAGUCGACGCGACGGUAGUCGCGCCUUUGAUACCUACCAUAUUACCCAAAAGCACAUGUUUCUUGACUUGACUUGACUUGAGCCAGUGUUCCUGAAUGUGCAUAAUGUCGAUGUGAAAAGACGUGAAGGGACUGGAAGGGAAACAAACCGUUCCUUUGCUCCUCCACUUACGAAAGCCUGAACAGCGCGGACUCGCCAAGCAACGGUUUCAUCUCAGUCCAAAAAGGUUGGGUCCCGAAGGACAUGGAAUACGCACUCACGAAUAAACUACAACCACUCCACCCUUGCCUGUAUAGGCCAAAAUUCUCUGGAUGGGAAGCACUGAGCGCCGUCUGAAUGUGUCUAAGACCUAGUGGUGUAAGCAUUUACGCAUAAUUGGGUCCUGCGAAGGUUGCGAGUUCG
Molecule: messenger RNA, 1570 nt
Organism: Colletotrichum acutatum
Lineage: Eukaryota; Fungi; Ascomycota; Sordariomycetes; Glomerellales; Glomerellaceae
Product: homoisocitrate dehydrogenase
Exons: 3
Coding region: 66-1100 (344 amino acids)
Biological process (GO): isocitrate metabolic process; L-lysine biosynthetic process; tricarboxylic acid cycle
Cellular component (GO): mitochondrion
Molecular function (GO): NAD binding; magnesium ion binding; homoisocitrate dehydrogenase activity
Source: RefSeq, a predicted model, not a curated record